Molecule: messenger RNA, 2428 nt
Organism: Vicia villosa (hairy vetch)
Lineage: Eukaryota; Viridiplantae; Streptophyta; Magnoliopsida; Fabales; Fabaceae
Product: amino acid permease 8-like
Exons: 7
Coding region: 931-2346 (471 amino acids)
Cellular component (GO): plasma membrane
Source: RefSeq, a predicted model, not a curated record
ACUUGUAAAACAACAUGUAGAAGAAGGGGCAAUUUGGAAUUUUCUAUGAUAUUCUUCAUUCUUAUAUGAUAUAAUAUCAUAUGAGAAUAAGUAACCAUUUUGUGAAUUAGACCAAUGGAGUAGUAGAAAUCAAAAUUCAUUUCAGAGCAGAUAGAAGAGAUUGAAAGGAAGAGAAAGAGAAACAGAAUCAAGCAGAACAACAAGAGAAGAGAAUAGGUAACUUGUAUUUUGAAAAGUGUAGAUACCGUUUUUGGAGUAUGUUACGAGUUUUUUUUAUAUAUUUUUUUAAAUUAAGUCUUACUAUUUUCUCCCAUAUAAAACAACUAAUUUAAUUAACAAAUUCACACAAACUAACAAGAUAUAGAAUUGUAUUUUUAUUAAAGUAUUUAAAGUUAUUAGAAUAAUAUUAAUUAAAUAGUAUAAAAAUUAAUAUUGUAUUGAAAAUUUAAAAAUAUCUUUUAUUUUGUAAUAAUUUUUUAAUUAAGAUGAUGCAAAUAUUUCAUUGCCUGUGUUAUGUUUGGUUAGAUUAUUUCAAUUUUCAAAGACUUUUUACUCUUAAUAGGAUAGGUGUUGUUUUCAAAACAAAAUGCAAUGGUCCCUCAAAUAAUGCAUGGUUAAUGUAUGGUAGUAAUUAUACACACAUGCAUACUGAACAAUAAAAUUAAUAUAGGACUAGGAGUGUCAACAUUUAAAAUAAGGCCAAAUUGAAAUUUUGCAUAACAUAAUUCUUAAGUAACCAUUUUCUGAACAAUGAAGUAGUGGAAGUCAAAAUUCAUUUCAGAGGAGAUAGAAGAGAUUGAAAGAAAGAGGAAGAGAAAUAGAAUCAAGAAGAAGAACAAGAGAAGGGCUAAUCACUGCUAAACUCACUGGAGAGCAGGGUAUUGAGAUUAAUUAAUUAAUUAAUUAAUUAAUUAAUUAAUCAGUGUGUAAAUGGAGGGUGAAAAGGUUGUGUCUAUGAAAGAGUACUCAAAUGAGGAAGUUGAUGAUGAUGGAAGAAUAAAGAGAACUGGGAAUGUGUUGACAGCAACAACACACGUUAUAACAGUGGUAGUAGGUGCAGGAGUUUUGGCUCUAGCAUGGGCAAUUGCUCAACUUGGAUGGAUAGCUGGCAUAACCAUUAUGAUCACAUUUUCAUCCAUUUCCAUUUACACUUACAAUCUUAUAGCUGAUUGUUAUAGAUAUCCAGACCCAGUAAAUGGUAAAAGAAACUACACUUACAUGCAAGCUGUGCAUGCAUACCUAGGUGGAACAAUGCACGUGUUUUGUGGAUUGAUCCAGUAUGGAAAACUUGCAGGUCUUACAGUUGGAUAUACUAUAACUUCCUCCACAAGCAUGGUAGCUAUAAAGAAAGUAAUUUGCUUCCACAAAAAUGGACAUGGAGCUUAUUGCAAGUUUUCAAAUAAUCCUUAUAUAAUUGGUUUUGGGAUUGUUCAGAUUUUCUUGUCUCAAAUCCCAAAUUUCCAUAAGUUAACAUUGAUAUCAAUUAUUGCUGCUAUUAGUUCUUUCGGAUAUGCAUUAAUCGGAAGUGGACUCUCUCUAGUCGUUGUGAUAUCAGGGAAAGGAGAACCAACAAGAUGGUCUGGAGUCAAAGUAGGACCAGGAUUAUCAAGAGAAGACAAAGUUUGGAAGAUUUUAACUGCUUUGGGAAACAUUGCACUUGCUUGCACUUAUUCUACCGUUGUUUACGAUAUAAUGGACACAUUGAAGUCAUAUCCACCAGAAAGCAAACAAAUGAAAAAGGCAAAUGUGUUAGGGAUCAUAACAAUGACAACACUUUUUCUCCUAUGUGCUUCACUUGGUUAUGCUGCAUUUGGUGAUCAUACUCCAGGGAACAUCCUCACAGGCUUUGGAUUUUAUGAGCCCUUCUGGUUGGUUUCCUUAGGGAAUGUUUGCAUUAUAAUUCACAUGGUCGGAGCAUAUCAGGUGUUAGCUCAACCAUUAUUUCGUAUAGUUGAGAUGGGUGCUAAUAUGAAGUGGCCACGCUCGAGUUUUAUAAAUAAGGAAUACGCAAACAAAAUUUGCUCCUUUUCAUUCAACAUCAACAUGUUUCGGUUAAUUUGGAGGACGAUAUUUGUGAUAAUGGCCACGGUUAUGGCCAUGGCAAUGCCAUUUUUCAACGAGUUUCUCUCUUUGCUUGGAGCAUUUGGGUUUUGGCCACUCGUCAUCUUCUUCCCAAUACAAAUGCAUAUAUCUCAGAAACAAAUCAAUAAAUUUUCAUUGAAGUGGUGUGUGCUACAAUUAUUGAGUUUUGUGUGUUUUAUGAUUUCAGCAUGUGCUGGGAUUGGUGCCGUUCAUGGAAUUUGUAAGAAUAUCACAAAAUAUAAACUCUUCAUGUAUAAACAGUAAUAUUAUUUAAAAAUUUGUCGCACAAAUAAAAUGUAACAGUGUUAUUCUAAGAUAUCAAAAAACUAACAAACACAUUUUCGUA